CUUGCUCUGAUUUACAGGUCAGUAAAAUCACAAUGGACAGGCAUCUCUUCCUGGUUGUUGUGCUCUUUGCUGUGUUUGAGAUCCACUGUCAGGCGCCCACCGCGGCGGCCGGCGGUCUGGAACUGGGAGUCACCUACAGUUUCCACUACAACACCACUGUACUGCUCAGCGAACUGCGGCCGCGCGCGGCAGGCAGAGACGUCCGGGACGUGGGCUACCAGAUCCUGGCCGAGGCGCAGUGCGCCGUCAUAUGGCAGCACCCGGCCGACCACCGGCAGCAGCUGCUCAGGAUCACGGUCUCGUCUCCGCAGCUGCUGGUCCGCUCUCGGCGCGCCCCCCAGCCGGACGGGUUUGUCGCCCACAGUUCCCGUCUGGACGAUAUCCCUCCAGUGGAGGUGCUGCUGCUGACUGCAGAGGGGGCCGCCAAACAGCUGUACGCGCCGGAGGGCAGGGCGGAGGAGGAGGUCGGACUGGCCAGAGGCCUGCUCGGACUGAUCACCGUGCGGGAAGAGGGGAAGUACCGGGAGACGGACGCCUCGGGCGAGUGUGACGUCACGUACGUCUCGGAGGGUGCCCAGCGGGUGCUGAAGACCAAGGAGCGGUGUUCAGAGGCGGCGCCAAUAUACACCGCCGGCCAUCCGGUUCUGGACGUAUCCGUAACGUCGGAGCGCGUGACGCGCUACUCGCUCUCGGCCGGUCAGCUGGAGACGGUGACGUCCGAGGAGCGUCACGGCGUCACGCCGGCCGUGUCGGCCCGUGACGGAUACGGGACGACCGUGACGGCCCUGCAGACGUUGCAGCUCUCAGGCCGGACCCGCUCGGCGCCGGCCGUCUCGGCCGUGUCCGCUCAGGAAGCGCUGCGGCGUCUGACAGACUCCGCCGCCCUCGGCUGGACUCCCCGGGAGACCCGGCUGUGGUCGCGGGCGGCCCCGGCGGACGGCGCCAGGCAUUGCGACAGGGACGCUGCCUGUCCAGAGCUCUCGGAUCUCGUCUCCCGACUCCGGACCGGUCUCACCGAGCCGGUCUUAUCCACUCUUCCGGCGGCCACCGGCGCCGUGACGCUAGUACCGGCGCUGAGGGCCGCCACGGAGACGCAGGUGUUGGAGGUGCUGCGGGACAAACGGAACGCAGACAUCAGGCUGUCCCUGCUGGACCUCUGUGGCGCCGCGCACACCCUACCCGUUCACUCGGCGGUGAAGAAGGCCCUGGGGUGGCCGCCCCGGUCCGGAGACGACAUAGCGCUCUACGAGCGGUAUUUAGUGGCCUUGUCCACCGGGGGACAUCCCGACUCGCCGCUGGUUAGAGCGCUGCUGUCCGAGUCCCGUCAGAAACUGCCGUCCCCGGAGCUACACGAGACUGUCCUCCUCACGGCGGCGGCGCUGGCCUCCAGCCUCUGUACGCAGACGGGAGGGACGGCUGAACAGCUGUGCACAGAGUUCGCCGUCGAGCUGCUGACUCAGGUGGAGUCAUGUGGAGUCGGCGAUGACUCGGCCGACUGCUGUCUGCCCUCGCUGAGGGCCCUGGGGAACCUACGGACCGAGUCGUCUGCCGCACCACUACUCAAACUGGCUCUGUCCGGUGACACGUUAGCCGAGUGUCGCGCGGAGGCGCUGCGGGCCCUGUCGGCGCUGCCAGUCGAGGUCACCGGGCCGCUGAGACCCGACCUGGAGGCCCUCUUUGGUCAACCCGAGAGGUAUGACGUCACCAGUCGUCUGCUCUCUGCGGACCUCCUGCUGCGCUCCCCCCGGCCGUCUGACGCCGGGCUCCUCCUCUCCCGCCUGGAGGACCGCUCGGCCGCCGAGGAGAGCUCCUACCUGCUGCAGCGGCUGCGCGCGGCGGCCGCGCGCCACGAACCGCUGCGCCGCGCGCUGGGUCAGCUCCUCUCCGACAGCCGCCUGGCCAACUACGACAUCCUGGCGCAGGGGGCCCUGUCUGCCGCCCUGGAGCGGGAGCUCUGGUCGGCGGGAGGCGCGGCGGCCGGGUUCACUAGUCUGCUGGAGGCGGGCAGGUCCCGCGCACUGCGGCGGAGCGAGUUCACCGCCAGACUAGAGGCGGACGGACGGCGGCUGGAUAUGUUACAGUUCUCGGUCCAGGCGGCCGGCCUGUCCAGUCUGAUCGGCUCCCCCGAUCCGGAUGACGCGGCGGACGCCCGCGCGCGCCUGCAGCUGGGGCUGCUGGGGCGGCAGCUGCGGCCCCGGCGCCUGUUCGGCAGCCAGACCGAGCUGAUGGGGCUGCUGUGGAGCGGCGCCGGCAGCGAGACCACCUCCGCACUGCGCGGUACCGUGUUGCUACAGGACCACGACCAGGCCGUACCGCUGCAGAACGGUCUGACGGCUCACCUGACCGUGCUGGCGGCCACCUCAUUCGACCUGGCGGGCCGGGUGGAGGUGUCCCUGUGGAACCGCGCCGCCCAGGCGGAGAUGAACAACAGGGCUGCUGUGGUGCUCCGCGCUCUCUCCACCGUCCACACGCCGUUUGUCCGGGCCCGGAUAGAGUCCACACAGGCUCUGGAGGCCAGUAUGGCAGCUGAUACAGACAUGCAGUUCUCUGACGGACCGAAAACCUGCGCCAGGAUCGGACACCGGCCACUGGUGCUACGGGAGGUGGUCCGUAAACAGGAGCGGGUUCCGGGCAGCCGCCACCGUCUGCGGCGCGUCCGGAGACGCUCCCGCUCCUCGGGCGGGGCCACGUUCAACCUCAACCAGCGAAACGCAGACACCUGCCGCGCCAUGUUCGGGUAAUACAGAGAGACAGACGGCCACCACCGCCGCCCGUCGAGUCUUGUUAGGUUAAUGGACAGACACGACCAGCUACCGCCGGGUGGGGCCGUGUUACAGGGGACCGGGCAGUGUCGGGCCAGUGGGUACCGAGUGGAUAGUGGUCCGAGCUAAGUGACCGGGCAGUCUGCCUCUGGUACUCUCGGCGGAUCAGGACUGAAACUGAACAGUACAGUCACCGAUAUAAUAUCGGCAAUGUCGGACGGACGGCGGAUACUGAUUGCCACCCAAGGGGUCUGGUAUCAGGUGGGUGCCUAGGAUCAGCCCAUCAGUCUAUAUAUGGGACGCUGAUACGGGCUGCAAGGAAUUAGGCAGUGGGUAUUGAUCGUCUUAGGUGACCCAGCCCUUUGUUGCGUCUAUACCGUGUCUAUCAGGGGGGUAAAUGAGGCCGGCGCUGACCCAAUAGGGGAUAACCGGCCCGUGGCCUGCUCAAUGACAAUCCCAAAGUACUGCAGCGGGGGGCAUUGCUGGGCGCUCGGUAGGUCUCUGUGUAUCUGUUAUCUCCUUGGUAAUUGUUUGGUCUUAUUUGUUAUCUCUUUGGUAAUUGUUUGGUCUUAUUUGUUAUCUCCUUGGUAAUUGUUUGGUCUGUUCGUUGACCGUGUGGAAGACUGGCAGCUCCGGCUGAUUCUGAGCUCUGUCGGGGUUCGUUCGGCUCAGCCACAGGACAUUAUCCCGCACGCUUCGCUUGGGUCAUAGUAUCACACCGUUCCACAGGCGGACUCCUUCCGGGAUACUCGCUCUGAAGCGCUAGUGAAGCGCCCUCCGGUGUGUAUUUUUGUGGCCUCCGCGGCAUCAAUAUCUCGAUCACUGAGGCACAACUAGCUGACGUGGGCUCAGCGGCGCCAUCAGGGCAUUCACCGGCUCCCACUGUAUGGGGGUUCGUCUGUGCCUUUGAGGCGGGAGUGGUUUGUCUGUAUGUGCCGGGAGCGGGCGGCCUUACCUGGGUGCCAUAGGGACGGAGCCAUGGGACCAAUGAACGGACCGGGACAUGGUCUGGGACAGUUGGACCGUAUAGUGGGACAGUUGGACUGUAUACUGGGACAGUCGGACUGUAUAGUGGGACAGACAGUCGGACUGUAUAGUGGGACUGGGACAGCUGUUGGACCGCAUACUCGGGGCGUAGAGUGGGACUACGACCCUCAGACUGGGCAUUUGGGCGCCAGUUGCCCUGUGGUUGAACUAUUUUUAGACGUUAAUUUAUCGGGCGUUGUGCCUUGGGCGGAGCAGAGUCUAAUUGUGUUCUAAAGGAACCAAACUAGGGGGGAGAUGGAGUUGUCCGAUAUUUUUGGGACCUGUUGCCGGCCAUGCCCGAGGUUAUGGUGAACACCUACCUGCUUAUAUACGAUAUUGUGGUGCACUGUUACUGGUUAUACAUGAUAUUGCGGUGAAAUGUGAUUGGUUCUACAUGAUAUUUUCAUACAAUGUUACUCUUGAUAUGCGCGAUAUUUUGGUGCGGUGUUGCUCGUUACGAUCUACGAUACGAUGUUGUUGGUGUAUGGUGACACGGAUGAUCAAAUAAAUUGCGGAAUAAGUGA
Messenger RNA from Amphibalanus amphitrite, 4312 nucleotides. It is a transcript of the gene Mtp, whose product is annotated as microsomal triglyceride transfer protein large subunit-like. Gene Ontology annotation, cellular component: endoplasmic reticulum; basolateral plasma membrane; Golgi apparatus. The record is from RefSeq and is a predicted model, not a curated record. The transcript has 17 exons. Bases 33 to 2741 code for a protein of 902 amino acids. Gene Ontology annotation, molecular function: lipid binding. NCBI's taxonomy places the organism in Eukaryota, Metazoa, Arthropoda, Thecostraca, Balanomorpha, Balanidae. Gene Ontology annotation, biological process: lipoprotein metabolic process; lipid transport.